GCCGGAUUGACCUCCACUCGACUGUCCGGGUAUAAAAGAUGGAGAACCUGCUGUUAUCAGCCAUCGUCGUCAGCACUGCGGUCGGAUCGGCGAUCGGCCUCCUUCCUUCGCACAACAAGUUCUCCCAGGCCCGGCGACAGGUGCCCGACGCUUUCCUCGGACCACAGCAAGAAGCCAAGUACUACGAGGUCCGGAGAGAGAGGGUGAUCCGGAUGUCCGACCACCAGAGCUUCCUGCGGGACGAGGUUCGAUACCCGGGGAAGGGGAACUGCGAGCUCCCCACCGAGCAGAUGUGCUGCUACAGGCUUCAGCCGGUCGGACCACCCACCGAAAACGCUGCAGGUACAGUGACCGCCGCUUAUUAA
Uloborus diversus is the source of this 365-nucleotide messenger RNA. RefSeq lists its product as uncharacterized. The transcript has 2 exons. The coding region runs from base 39 to 365 and encodes 108 amino acids. The record is from RefSeq and is a predicted model, not a curated record. Lineage: Eukaryota; Metazoa; Arthropoda; Arachnida; Araneae; Uloboridae.